Castor canadensis (American beaver) is the source of this 9073-nucleotide messenger RNA. It is a transcript of the gene Gatb, whose product is annotated as glutamyl-tRNA amidotransferase subunit B. Gene Ontology annotation, cellular component: mitochondrion; glutamyl-tRNA(Gln) amidotransferase complex. Gene Ontology annotation, molecular function: glutaminyl-tRNA synthase (glutamine-hydrolyzing) activity. NCBI's taxonomy places the organism in Eukaryota, Metazoa, Chordata, Mammalia, Rodentia, Castoridae. The record is from RefSeq and is a predicted model, not a curated record. Gene Ontology annotation, biological process: mitochondrial translation; glutaminyl-tRNAGln biosynthesis via transamidation.
GAGUCACUUGACCAGGGUUGGGGCGCUGCAAUGGCGGCGCCCAUGCUGCGCUGGGGCUUCCCUAGAAAACGUUGGGCUCUAACGUGGGUUGAUGGCGACUCUCGCCAUCGAAGAGGGACUCCGACUGGGCUCACGUCCAAAUGGAUGAGGAGACAGAGUUCAGUGACUCAGCAGCCCCUGCACACGGCUCAGAAGCCGAGCGAAGGUGAACACAAAUGGAAAGCUGUGGUAGGACUGGAAAUUCAUGCCCAAAUUUCCUCUAAUUCUAAACUCUUCUCGGGAUCUCAAGUACGCUUUGCCGCACCUCCAAAUUCUUUGGUUUCUUUUUUUGAUGCAUCUCUGCCUGGAACAUUGCCGGUUCUCAACAGGCGGUGUGUAGAAGCUGCAGUGAUGACAGGCCUGGCACUGAACUGUUACAUAAACAAGAAGUCCUUGUUUGACAGGAAGCACUACUUCUAUGCAGACCUCCCUGCAGGUUACCAGAUUACCCAGCAGAGGCUCCCCAUUGCUGCCAAUGGGAGCUUGACAUUUGGUGUCUGUGUGAAGAAGUGGAGUUCGAUGACCACCAAGACGGUGAGGAUCAAGCAGAUCCAGUUGGAACAAGACAGUGGCAAAAGUCUCCAUGACGACUUGAGGUCCCAGACGCUUGUUGACUUAAACAGGGCUGGAGUUGGCCUUCUGGAAGUAGUCCUGGAGCCCGAUCUGAGCUGUGGAGAAGAGGCAGCCAUGGCCAUCAGGGAGCUGCAGCUGAUCCUUCAAGCCCUGGGGACCAGCCAAGCGAACAUGUCAGAGGGCCAGCUGCGAGUGGAUGCCAAUAUAUCUGUGCAUCACCCUGGGGAGCCUCUGGGCAUCCGGACUGAAGUGAAGAAUCUCAACAGCAUCAGGUUCCUGGCCAAAGCCAUAGACUAUGAAAUUCAGAGGCAAAUCAGUGAACUUGAGAAUGGAGGUAAAAUUGUAAAUGAAACUCGUUCAUUCGAUUACAAGCUGGGGUGCACUGUGCCAAUGAGAGACAAAGAAGGAAAACAAGACUACAGGUUUAUGCCAGAGCCCAACUUGCCUCCCCUGGUACUCUACGACACCUCAUCUCUACCAGCAGGUGUAGAUUCUCAGCAAGUGAUCAAUAUUGACCAGAUUCGGGACACACUUCCUGAACUCCCCAGUGUGACCCGAGAGCGGCUUGUCCAACAGUAUGGGAUGCUGCCAGAGCACAGCUUCAUGUUGCUGAAUGAAGUUGGCCUACUGGAGUUCUUCCAAAAUGUGAUAAAAGAAACUAGGGCAGAGCCAAAAAAGGUGACGAGCUGGGUUCUCAACAUUUUUCUGGGCUAUUUAAAGCACCAGAACCUUGCUGUCAGUGAGAGUCCUGUCACACCUUCUACGCUUGCUGAGCUCUUGGACCUGCUGCACAGUAAAACAAUUUCUUCAGCAGCAGCUAAGCAGGUGUUUGAGCAGCUGUGGAAGGGGGAGGGGAAAACCGCAGCACAGAUUGUUUCUGAACAGCGGCUGGAACUGAUGCAGGAUCAAGAGGCCCUGGAACGGCUCUGCCAGUCCACCAUGGAGGGACAUCCCCAAGUGGUAAUGGACCUGAAGAAGGGAAACACCAGAGCUAUCAAUAAGCUGAUCGGCUUGGUCCGGAAAGCAAGCUUAAACCGAGCAGAUCCAACAGUGAUAAAGGAAAUACUGGAGAAGAAGCUGUCAUUGUGAGCUGUUUAGGGUCCCUUGGCUGCCCAAAGGAGGACAGUGCAGCCAUGACUGAGAAUAGGAGCCCACAGGAGCAAACAUCGUGUGUGGCACUGGGUGGUAUCUCAUCUCUAGCCAUGCCACGCUUUCUGUCAGGUGAUGGUUCAUGCCUGUGCUCAUCGUCUGAGACCCUGUGCCUUGGGAGGCAGCCUUCACAGAAGACCACAGCCAUACCACCUGCUUCUUAGACAUCAGAAUGGCUCCACAGUGGCUGCAGCAGUGGUUAGGAAACAGCAGGUUCUACUGUAGAGUAAUUCUAAAUGGAAUAAAUUACGCAUUUCAAGUCCUGUGACCAUUGUAAGAAAACUUAAUGAUGUGCAGUUCCUUCAAAACUAUCUGUGAGCACUCCCUGAAGGCUGGGCCUUGUUCCAGGUGCUCCAAGUUAACAGUGAUCAAGGGAGACUGGAGUUUGGAUGUAGUAUAUUUAGACCUCAAGUAGGUUAAUGAAGAUGAAAAUGCAAGUGAAUAAACUGGUACAGUACAGACACAUUAGUUCGGGGAGGUUUGGAAAGGGUGGGUGUUAGUGUCAGUGUUAGUAUUAGAAGCAAGCACAGAUCCCACCGGCUCCUGACGACACAGGUUUGGCAAUCAGUGAACUCAAAACACAACAGAAGUGUUCAAAUAAAUUUAAUGAAUAAAAUACAUACUGAAAUAUCACAUAAAAAUGAACUUACACUUCAAAGAUUGUGUUGUUAAUCCCCUACAAACCCCCCCAGGCCAAAAAGAUCCAGAAAAAGAUGGUAACAUUAAAUUGAUUUGUUUUGCCUGAGAAGAGUAAGACUAUAAACUAGCAUAUCAAAAUCUUGACCUUUAACUGUAACUGAGGUGCAUGGGUUCCCAUGACAGUGACACUAUUUCUGUCUGUUUUGCACAUGCCUGGUACCUCAGACUCACAGCACUCCCUCUAAAGACCAGAUUUGCAAAGGGUGUUUUUUAAAGUAUUUGUCAAAUUUGAAUGAGCAAGGGAACAAAAUCCUUGGAGGCCCUUAUUUUACACUGAAUUCUCUGGCCUACUGAGAACAGUGAGAACAUUUCUGGGGGGACAUUCCUCCGGCAGCAGCUGGGGGACAGGAGGAAAGUGGUGCCCCACCUCCACCACCAGACAAGCAUGCAGUCUUCCCUCAGAGUGAGGAGGAUAAUGUCCAUCUUGCCUGGCCAACAAAAGUGGAAAUAAUAGAGGGGAAACUGCUUGGGCAGUUUAUUGUAGACAUGCAGGAGGAGAUGACUUUUAAAAAGUAACUUAAAAUUAGUGGCUUGGAACUGUAAGAGGACAUUACCUCACCCGGGGGCCAUGUGCCCCACCCUUUGUCACAGCCCUGACAACUAUGGGGUCUAAAAUAAAGUGAUUUCCACUAAACCUCUCCACAAGAGAGAAAGGGAGAGUCCCUUCUCACUCUGCAAGUCUCUGAAUUAGAAAUACACAAAGAUGCUCUGAGAUUCCAAUAGGGUAGGAUCUUAUUUAGUGAGAAAUAACCAUUCAGUUUUAUAGAUUCAGUUUUUACCAAAAUAUCUGACUUCCUAUCAUCAAGCCUUCUAGGAAACACUGAAGGAUCUGUCCAGAACAUUUCACAAAAGUUGGGGUGCAGCCACAUAGACCGUUGAACGAAGUUACUUUGUCAAAACAAUAUGUGCUGAUUAUUCCCUGAGGAAAAUUCCACUGUUAAAACACUUGACCCUUGCAAAAUUAAUGUCCAUCCAGCUUUGACAACUGCCUGUUCUCUUCGAUGUCAACUUCUGAAAUCCUGCAAACCAGGCUUUCUGUGUCAAUACCACUGCUAUGAGGGGAAAAAAAUUGAACCACAGCUCUGAUUGUAAUCUGACUAGAUAUUUGAAAAAUGUUUAUGAAACCCCCUAAGAAAUCCACAAAGUGUGGCUCUACUUAUACACAGGCCUCAGUGAAAUACAAUUUCACAUUCUUACUUGAGCAUGAAUGUAGUUUGGUUCUGUCUAUACAUUUAGGGGAGAUAACAUUAAGAUGUAGGAGUUGGUGCCAGAGCUGGAGCCACGGCCAUCUGUCAAUGGAAUCCACACACCAGUGGGCUGGGUGUGGGAUGCCCAAGCCCAGGCUGGGAGGAGAAUAUGCUGGAAAACUGUCCCCAGGCCAGCCAGCACCAGCUCUCCCUGGUCAGACCUAAACCAUUUGCUCUGCUGUUAGAGGGAGUCGAUGGUGGGUCUGAUGGGAAGGCAGGCAUAUGGGUCCCAGCACUUAGCCUGCUACCAGCAGAGGGAGCACUGGCAAGUGUUCAUCUAACUUAGGAAACUUGUAAAAGGGGGGUGCCAACUUCUAGGAUUUUUAAAUUCCAGGUUGUUUGGGUCUAGAAAGCAGCUUUCUGCCUCUGUCCAGGCUCCUGAAUGAAAGUGAACUUCUGUUUGUUUGUCUCUCAAGGUGCUGAUGGAAAAAAUGAACGUAUUUUACCAAGGUGAGGAGGUUUUAGCUGAGUCUCCUCCCCACCCCACCCACUAUUUUUAAAGUAAUUCUGGAAGGCAGCCAUGAAAGUUUUGAAAGUGCACACCUUCUGUCAGCUUCAAGUUGACUAAUUCAGUGUGACAGCUUAAGGCAAGGCCCACAGUUUUAUUUUUCAAUUGAAUUUAGCUGCAUUGUUUCAAGGACUUUCACAUAGUAUGGACAGGGGAGGGGAGGGAAACACCACCAGAUCUGUCUGAAAGGCCAUGUUAUUUUACCAUUACCACAGGCAGCGUGGACAUAGCUGCCCCGCUCCUUCAACAGUUCUAGGCACAUGCAUUUGUGGACUGCUUAUCAAUAGAGCUGACCCUGGAUUGAGACUGAAGGCCCGGGAGUUAAACCUUCCCUAUUGCCUCUUCAGUCAAAUGGCUGAGUAAGAAUCAUUUAAGAAAGAUUGGUCAGCACCAGAUUGUCUGUGGGGCAAAAGGGGCCUGGGUAUAAGUUGACCUUUUGUAGACUUGUCCCAGUAAAAUGUCACUUGGCAUACUAGGAAGCACAGACUUGUGCAGCCUCAGUUCCAUGAAAUUUAUAAUCUGCCCUAAAAGCUCCUACCACCUCUGUCAGGUUCUAAAGUGGCAUAGUAAACCUGAACUCCCCCCGAAGAUGCCUGAAACUCAUACCAAAUGCAGCAGACAGAAGCCUGUUGUCAGGCUUGUCACUUGUGUGGGCAACAGUGAAUUAAACUUAUCCACAUAUGAAAAAUGAACAAAAUUCACCACGGCCUGACAGGCUAUGAAAGGCCAGUCCUAGCUAAGGCAAAAGUUUGUGAGCUCUGAGAGCAAGAGGCCAGAGAACUGAAGACUUCCCCCACCUGUUCUGGGCUGCCUUUUCCCUCAAGAGCCUCUUGCAACUCUUUUGCCAAGGCCCUAUUUAUCCAGUUAAUAAGCUGCCAGAAUAAUCUGCCCUCCAAAACGAGUAACGACCUAAUAAGUGCGAAUGCAGAGAGGACUUACGGAGGCAAAAUUAUCUGCAAAGCCAUUCUUGAAGUCCAAGAGUUUUUCUAAAGCCUUGGGUUUGUGAGGGUCAUUCAGAAAGAAAAAGUCAACUCCAUUCUCAUAAAAUGUUCCCCCAUGGACGUGACAGGAUGGAGUGUAAACAGGUAUGAUGUGUUUUAAGCUGUUUUCUGCUGGGGAAUUAGUGCUAGGUGAUUCAGAGACUGAGGGCUGAAGAGGAGUGGGCUAGGAUAUCUUCCUAAUGGCUUAACGCUGACCAGGCCUAGGCUGCCAGAGGACUGCUGCUUCACCCAAAGCUAAUACUGCAGAACUGGUGGCUGAGGUUCGCAGAAAACCAUCCGUUAAACUGGCCAGGGCUGGUGACUUGAAGUGGGAGUCUGAUAAUAGCUGUCCUGCAAUGAAGUGUUUCAUAAAAAUGGCAGGCAUGACAGCCAUUUCAGUAAACACAAGUCUGGCAAUUACCAUUAAAUUGGGCUGCCCUUAGAUGAGACUUGGAGCAUAUACAGAGAUUUAACGUCAGCCCCCAGCUGGCACUGCUUCCCUACUGAAAGCAACCUGCACACAUCCAGGAUGGGCACCCCAGCCAUAGUCUUGGACUUUUAACUAAACAUUUAAAAGUUAAAUGUUUAGUUAAACAUUCAGAGCCAUUGUGAAACUGUCUCUGUGUGGUUUAGCAUCACUGUGAAAAACACUUCAACAUGCUGAGGAUGGAGUGGAUUACUGUCUUAUGUUGGGUGGGUGCGUUCAGUUCUUUACAGGCCCUCUGUAGUGUCCCUUCCUUGGCAGGUGGCUUUUAUUUAGGUCAGGUAGGGUUGCUGAUCUUCAAUCCAUGAAGACAUCAUGGGGCCGCCUCUACUUAGAGGUCUGUGCUGCCCAUUCUGGAUCCAGGGAAGGAAGCAGCCAAUGAUAAAGAAAACCUUAUCUCUAAUUAGUCAUUCCAGCCUCUCCAUUUCAUGGCUGGAGACUGUUAUCUACCCCCAUGACACUGUUUUAGGCUGCACCUAAGCUGGAAUUUCUUUGUUAAAAAGCUUAAGUUUAUCUGGCCACUUUCAAAAACCAAUUUUAAGUAUCUCGGUUCUCUCAUAUGUUUUGAACCAUAAAACUUAGUCUGGACUUCUAAAUGAGACCCUGAAUUAUGAACUGAGGUUAAUGUUGUGAUGUUCUAGGAAUCCUGGACACCCCCACCCUCCCUGGAACCAUCAGGCUGGACCCAGUGACGCCAGCCCAGGGUACAUAACCAAAGGGUUUAUGUCCACUGUUGCUCUAGCAGACAGCACAGCCUGUCAGAAGGAAGAGGACUCAUACUCUUGGACCACAUUUUAAGCAUGUCAAAUCUCUUUAAAAAGUUCUUAUUACAAAUAAGAACUCAUUACAAAAGUGGUAUUUCUAAGGGCUUUGCUCAUUCACUUUAGGUCUGGAAUUUUCUACUUCAUCACUGUGAUGAUUUUCCCAUCAAAGAGGUGUCAUCAUCACCUGCCUGCCACCUGGUCUCUUCGUAUCUAACUAGAACAAAACCCACUCCUCCAAAACCUUCAGAAUUUGCUCUUCUGUCUACAGCUUAGGCCUCUGCCAUUUUCUUUCGGCAUGUUCCACACCAUUCCCCAAAUAACCCUUCCUGGUUAUUUCACUCAACCACAUGCGUUUUCUGAGACGCUGUACUUCCAGAUGAACAGUUCCAGAUCAGCCUUCUAACAUACUUUCAUAAAGCCCUGGCCACAGCUCUCUGGAGGAGGACUGCCAAGACAGAGAAACAUGAACCACUUCCAGUUCCAAACAGGGAGUUAGGAAAGUUGCCUUAUGUGACUUUGAUUCCCAUGUCCCACUGCAGGAAGUAAAAAUUUUCCUGCCUCUCACCCCCAAACUCAUCUGCCUCCUUUAAGAUAAGUCUAUUUCAAUACCUACUGAAGAAAAUAAGAAACACAAAGUCAAUCUCUUUCCCAGUGGGCACCUUCCAUAAAGAGGGUCCUGGUAUUCUAAAAUAAAUGUGUGGGCUCAGUGGCUCAGUGAUAGAGUGCUUGCCUAGCAUGCACCAAGCCUGGGUUUGAGCCCAGCAACUGCCACAUAGAAAAAGGAAAAGGAAAGGAAAUACAGACCCAGGAAUGAACACCACCUCCAAAUAAUGUUGAUAGUAUAAAUCAAAAAGUUAAGGAAUCCCAUUUGCAGAUGUGGCUUCAACAUUUUGUCCAAAAAUCAAAAAUUAAGUCCAAAUAAUCAGAUAGAUAUGUGUGCAAAAUAAAGUUUGAAGAUAAUAAAUGACAGUGCCAAUUCCAUCUUUAGCUGCUCCUCCUUCUCUACCUGAAGCCACCUUCUUUCCUAAGGGAGCCUUGUGGGCUGUGCAAGAGCUGGCCAUUCUGCUGCACCCCAGCUGGGCAAACCAGUUUUCAAAGCAAAUGUGAAGUCAGAAAGUGCCACGAACGGUGUCCAGGUUUCCUGCUUAGACUAUGAACCACCACCAGGUUGGCUCUUAACAGCUCACCCAGCCCAGCCCAGCUCUGUGUCUUUGUCCAUAGGUCAGUUCUCCAGCUUAGUACAAAGCUGCUUCAAGAUCCCAGAAACACGAUGGGCCACCUCUGCUCUGCAGUGCUGGGAUGUGAUCCUUUCACCCACUGCCCUCCUGCACCAGGGGCCUGACUAUGACAAAACAGUGCUCCCUAGCCACAACCAAAGGACCUGGUGCUACCCCCAGAGGUCAGCAGAGAUGCCCACAAAGGAUGGCUGGAACCAGGCCUUCCAACCAAUUUCCCUUCCAACAGCGAGACUCAUCUUUGUUACUUUUUCCUAAACUGCAGAACUAGGCCCCAAAGAGCAGAGUGGAGUUUAAGACCCAUAAAGAUCAGUCGUUUACGAUCUCAAUUUUAGCACACAACCAUGUGUCUCUGCUUGGUGGCGGUUCCCAGUGGCUAUGGCUCCACAGACAAUCAUGCCCUUUGGAGCAUGCCAUCCUCGCAGCCAGAGGUGCAGUAGGGUCUCUGAUGAGGCCGUGAGUCCCCACAUCCCAGCUCCCAAGCAAGCUGCACAGUGCCCACUUCUCUAUAAAGUGCAACAUAUUAGUAAAAGCAAACAAUUCAAGAUUUUCACAGGUUGCAUAGCUUACCUUUAUCUUUUGCCCCUACUCCAAACUCCCCCACCAAGCCCCACAGUGGAACAGCUUCACCAGUUAAUGUCUGUUUACAUAAUCACUUAAAAAAAUAACGAUUUGCGUGAGCAUAUGCUACUGCACUUGGUUCAUCUGAUCAAACGCCUAAAAACCAUAGUAACAGUUUGCACAGGUACACUGUUUUGUGCAAAUCUUGCUGAAAUAAGGCUAUCUUCAGUGUUUCAAUGGUGUUAUAGUAAUUAAAGAAAGCUCUUGAGCCACAAGAAGUAAUUCCCUGCAUUCCAGAUUCUCUCCAACUACGUGUGGCUUCCCAGGCGGAGAGCUGGGAACGGGAUUCUCCCAUCCCUAAGGCAGCACGUGUUAAGAGAAUGUGGGUCCUGGAGGUCAAUCCGGAGGGACAUGUGAAGUGUGCUUGUGUGGGAGGCAGGCGGGGCUCCACCAUUAGGCUUCCCUCAUCCAGGACGGCAGCCACACUCAGGACAGCAUCUGUCAGAGGGGUCCUUGAGCCACCUUCUGCCCAAGGGCACGUCCAGAAACCACUGAGCCCCAGUAUUUGCUUGGUGCAAAUACUGACUCACGGGACAGAAGCACAGCUACCAAAAUGUGAGGAGGAAAAACUAAGGGAGCAGCUCUGCCAAGGAGCUGUAGCUUCUGAGACCUACAUUCUAUAGACAUCAGGAGGGACGCCCCGGCAGGAGAGGGGUGCCACACAUCCCUCCCCCAAAUCAAGUAUUGUCAGGAAGUAUCAAAGUAGAAAGUCUCUGGAAGCAGCUUUGCAUUUGACAUUCAGUCAAGACGCUAUAACCUUAAAAAAUAAGAAUC